Messenger RNA from Daldinia caldariorum, 1929 nucleotides. RefSeq names its product carbon-nitrogen hydrolase. Gene Ontology annotation, molecular function: omega-amidase activity. The transcript has 2 exons. Gene Ontology annotation, cellular component: mitochondrion. Gene Ontology annotation, biological process: L-glutamine metabolic process; oxaloacetate metabolic process. Lineage: Eukaryota; Fungi; Ascomycota; Sordariomycetes; Xylariales; Hypoxylaceae. Bases 279 to 1340 code for a protein of 353 amino acids. The record is from RefSeq and is a predicted model, not a curated record.
UAGAGUCAUCACCAACACUGAGUACCGGAUAUAUCGAUAUCCAUCCUCUAUAUGCACAAACCAAGCACACUAGGUACCGCCCUAGGUACCGCCUUAGCCCCGCACCGUACCCCAAAGACCCGCUCCAAACCGAGCCUCGACUCCAAUUCCGAGAUCCCGAUCUCGCAGCCUCCGAACUUUACCUUAGGUACCUCCUUAUCCCACCUCGUUCCUACCUACCUAACCUAUCUCUCUCUGGCGAUCAACUAUUAACCUAAUAACAAUGCGAUAAUAAAAUCAUGAGAAGCUUCCUCACGACCCUAAGAGCCUUCUCCAAAUCCGCAUCAGGUACCUUUCAACGACGAAGAUCGCAAAUCCUAACACCUACUACAUCCUACACAUAUUACAGCUCUCUCUCCUUCGCCGCCCGCGCAAUGGCCACAUCCGCCGCGCCCGUCCUCAAGCAGCCCAUCAAGCUGGCCUGCAUCCAGCUCGCCAGCGGGCCGGACAAGGCCGCGAACCUCGCGCACGCGCGGGACAAGGUCCUCGAAGCCGCGCACGCCGGCGCCAAGCUCAUCGUGCUGCCGGAGUGCUUCAACUCCCCCUACGGCACCGACUACUUCCCCCAGUACGCCGAGACCCUCCUCCCCGGCCCCCCUUCCCCCGCCCAAUCCCCUUCUUACCACGCCCUCUCCGCCAUGGCCGCCGAGACCCGCACUUUCAUCGUCGGUGGCUCCAUCCCCGAGGCCGACCCGGACCCCGCCACGAACAAGUACUACAACACGUCCCUGGUCUUCGACCCCGACGGCAGCUUGCUCGCGAGCCACCGCAAGGUGCACCUCUUCGACAUCGACAUCCCCGGCAAGAUCACCUUCCGCGAGAGCGAGGUGCUGUUCCCGGGCAACAAGGUCACCCUCGUCGACCUCGCGGGGUACGGCCGGAUCGCCGUCGCCAUAUGCUACGACAUCCGCUUCCCGGAGCUCGCGACGGCCGCCGCGCGCCGCGGCGCCUUCGCCCUCGUGUACCCGGGCGCGUUCAACCCGACGACGGGCCCGCUGCACUGGCGGCUGCUGGGGCAGGCGCGCGCCCUGGACAACCAGACGUACGUCGCGCUGUGCAGCCCCGCGCGGGACCCGGCCGCGUCGUACCGCGCCUACGGGCACAGCCUGGUCGUCGACCCCAUGGCGCAGGUGCUCGCCGAGGCCGACGAGCGGGAGACCAUCGUGUACGCCGACCUCGACGGCGACAAGAUCCGCGAGACCAGGCGGAAUAUCCCGCUCGCGGCGCAGCGGCGGUUCGACGUCUACCCGGAUAUCAGCGAGGGCAAGAUCAGCUUCGAGGAGCCGGAUCCGCCGAAGUGAGGAUCGUGUGUGCUGAGUGGCGAGGUUAGUUAUUCCUUUCCGGUAACGCCCGCUGUUGUGGAUUCAUAUAUGUUACAACAAGUAGAGGCAGGCAGAGUGUGUUGUACGGCCUAAGCGCUGCGCGUGAGAAGAGAUAGCCCGGACAGAGGAUCAAGGAUUUAUUUCCAAGGAGGCCAUGCGACCUACGCCUUACUCUUUGAAAAGUAUGAGCGAGAUAAUAGCGCUCUGUGAACUCUAGUAGACGGUUUUUUACUAGGUGGAAAAGUAAUCUAGAAAGGGAGCCCUUUACGAAGCACGUAUGAUUUACGAUAAAAUCCGAAGCUAUGUUGUUGGAAGAUUUAUAUGGCCUUCUGAAAAAAAAGGAGGUCUUGUAUAUAUCCCAGAUGGCCAAUUGCCCCGUCUCAUGAACCUAACCUAUUAGUGCCCAAUGUGUUAUUUUCUCAUCUUGUAACGAGAUGGUAUUUCGGUUUAACUUAAGUCUAUUAGCCCGUAAUUGCUCGCGUAGCAAUUUACAUCAACGCGAAGUGACUCAUCCGAAACUCGUCACGUAUUUUCGUACAGUAAUGAACAAUUCGUAAUUAAAUGUAUU